GAAGCGCAGAAUGAAUUAUGUGAGAAUCAAACAGUCCAUGUAGCCGAUGUAGCCAUUAUUUUUCGUGUUUUUGUCUAUAUUUAGAUCACACAUACUUCUCUUGAUCGUUUUGACCUGUUAAGGGGAGGAUGAGUGCGGAGGCAGCAGACCGGGUGGCUGCUGUGACCAGCAGUCGGCCCGGCACGCCUCUUCAGACUUCCUGGUUUGAGUUCCUUCUGGAUGCCAGCCUGCUGGAGACACACCUGCAGAAGUCCUACCCAGACCCUCCGUCGGUGCAGCUGAUCGUUCAGUUCCUGGAGCAGGCGUCUAAGCCCUCGGUGAACGAGCAGAACCAGGUGCAGCCUCCUGCAGACAACCGCAGGAACCGAACCUUGAAGCUGCUGGCACUGAAGGUCGCUGCGCACAUGAAGUGGGAUCUGGAUGUUCUCGAGAAAGGCUUGACCAUCCCAGUGUUAAACAUGUUGCUGAACGAGCUCCUGUGUGUGAGCAAAGUGCCCCCAGGUGUAAAACACGUGGACCUGGACCUGUCCACUCUGCCUCCUACCACAGCCAUGGCUGUCGUCAUUUACAACCGCUGGGCGAUCAGGACCAUCGUGCUGAGCAGCUUUCCAGAGAAACAGAACAAACCCGGACCUCACCAGAUGAACAUGUUAAGUAUCGUGCAGCAGGAGAAAGAGAUGACUGACAACAUCCUCACCGUGCUGAAAGAGCAGGCGAGCGACUCCAUCAGUGUCCUUGAAGGAGCUGUGCAGCUGAAGAAAGACUUCUACAUCCACACUCUGAGGACUCUGGACCUGCUGGCUGCUGACGCCGCCGCCAACGGGGAGACGGAGUCUUCGACGGCAGGACUUCGAAUCAGCGCGGACGAGCUGCACUGUCAGGUGCAUUAUGAUUUGGGAGGUAUUUUCUUCCAGCAAGGCUGCACAGACCAGCCGGCCUAUCAGAAAGCUCGGGAUCACUUCAGACAGACGAAGGAGCUGUUGAAGAAGCUGGACUCGACUGUCCACGUUCACCUGGAUGAGAAACGUCUGGCAGGUUACUGGAACGCCUGCAAAGCUCUGACUGAAGGCUGCGACCCCUCAGACUCCCAGACGACGCCCUACGAUCAGAUCAACAGCCUGAUCAGGGUGCAAAACCACCAGGCCGUCAUCGAAGCCUUCAUCAAAGAUAAUGUGUCCCGUAAUUUACCGAUCCACUUCAGACGCUCUGUUCUCAGAGAGUAUCUCUACAAAGUCCAACAAGGAGAGUCGGGGCUGGACGAGGUUUGCCACAAGUUGUGUGUUUGUAACGCCGUCCGAGACGCUUUGGAGGGAGAAGGGCUCAGUGUGCGUUUCCAGCAGCUCCUCCUGCGGCCCAGCAAAAGGAUGGUGGACUUCAUUUUAGAGGUGUGCACACUAUCCCUGGAAAAGGAGCGUCCAUCAGAGACGUCCAGGAGGAACAUGGCCAGUUUCAUGAAGACUCUGUGUGAGAGCUUGGAGGAGCUGCCGCUGCUCUUCAUGGUGUCGUCUCAUAAACUCUUCAUGGAGCUGCUGAAGGAGGACGAGAGGAAGGUGCUGGUGGAGCAGAUGAGGAAGAGGUCGGCUACAAUCAACCUCAGCGCUAAACCUUUGUCCUCUUUCUACGACAUUCCAGCUUCAGCGAGUGUGAACAUUGGGCAGCUGGAGCAGCAGCUCAUCCUCUCCCUGGAGCCGCGCAGGAUCAGACAAAUCCUCAUUGAACUGCACGGCAUGGCGGAAAGACCCUUCUGGAGGGUCAACAGUAAGUGGGAAGUUCCCUCCGACUACAUUAACGUGAUCCUGGGCAUCAAAGACAACCUGACUAAGGACCUGGUUUACAUCCUGAUGGCCAAAGGACUCCACUGCAUAUCUAUAAAGGACUUUGCUCACGCUCGGCAGCUCUUCUCCGCCUGCCUGGAGCUCGUCACCGAGUUCUCCCCGAAGCUGAGGCAGGUGAUGCUGAACGAGAUGCUGCUGCUGGAGGUCCGGGCGCACGAGACCAUGGCGGCCGAGGGCAGCAAGGAGAGGCCGCCGUCCGACCUGGUCAGCCGGGUCAGAGGAUACCUGGAGAUGAGGAUUCACGACCUGCCUCUGCGUCAGGUGGUCGGAGAGGAGUGUGUCGCCUUCAUGUUGAACUGGAGAGAGAACGACUACCUGACUCUGCAGGUGCCACCUUCUCUGGUCAUGAACAACCCCUACAUCAAGAUCGGUCAGCUGCUCGCUUCGACGUGCAAAGAGCUCCCGGGUCCUAAAGAGUGUCGGCGCACGGCCAAGGAGCUGUGGGAUGUGGUGGUCCAGAUCUGCAGUUCCGUCCAGCACAAGAGGAACAACGACGGCAGAGUGGGUCUCAUCAAACACAGAGAGUCCUCCAUGGGAAUCCUGCACAGGAGCAAAUUCAUCACUUUCAUCAAGAAGCUCAGAGAGCCGCUGGUGCUGACGACCCUCAUCUCCCUGUUUGUGAGGCUCCACAGCAUAGUGCGGGACGAUAUUGUAAAUGAAGUCACUGCUGAGCAUCUCACCAUCUGGCCGUCCACUCUCCCAAAUAUACAGGCGGUAGACGUGGAAGCUGUGGCUGUGACGGUCAAAGAGCUGGUGUCCUACGCUCUCACCCUGAAUCCUAACAACCAGUCGUGGCUCAUCACACAGGCUGAUAUCUACUUUGUGACCAAUCAGUACUCUGCUGCGCUGAACCUUUACCUCCAAGCCGGAGCUGUGGGCUCCGACUUCUUCACCAAACCUGUUCCCCCUGACGUCUACUCUGACCAGGUCCUGAAGAGGAUGAUCAAAUGUUGUUCGAUGAUGAACUGCCACACACAGGUUGCUGUUCUCUGCCAGUUUCUCAGAGAGGUCGACUACAUGACGGCGUUUAAAGCUCUUCAGGAACAGAACAGUCACGAUGCCAUGGACUCGUUCUACGACUACAUCUGGGACGUCACCAUCCUGGAGUACCUCACACAUAUUCAUCACAAACGGGGCGAGACUGAGAAGAGACAAAUAGCGAUCAAAGCGAUCGGACAGGCGGAGCUGAACACCAGUAACCCCGAGGAGGUGCUGCAGCUGGCAGCGCAGAAAAGAAAGAAGAGAUUCCUGCAGGCGAUGGCCAAACUGUAUUUCUAGGACACACACGAGUCCUGAGGGGAACGGGAAUGUACAUUUUAUUUUGUGGUAGAAAAUACAUUUCUAAAUAAAUACACAUGUACAUGUUAUGAUUUACAAUGAGUUCUUAAAAACAACUGUAAAUGUUCCUGAGUUACACAAACAACAGCUUUGAUAUGAAUCGAUAUUUAUCAGAUACACAAAAAAACGAGUGUACUUCUUUCACUCUGAGCUUUCAUGAAAAAAAAAAUGGAACUUACUGAUUGUGUUUCAAGUUUUCUUCAGCACUUCAGAGGUAAACAGAACAGCUCACAUUUCACAGAAUAAAAACAUUUGAUCCGACCCUGAAGCAGUAUUUAAAAAUCUAACUGUACAUAUUUGAUUUGCUACAUAUCUUUUUUUUUU
Molecule: messenger RNA, 3497 nt
Organism: Labrus bergylta (ballan wrasse)
Lineage: Eukaryota; Metazoa; Chordata; Actinopteri; Labriformes; Labridae
Gene: ints8
Product: integrator complex subunit 8
Biological process (GO): snRNA 3'-end processing
Cellular component (GO): integrator complex
Molecular function (GO): protein binding
Source: RefSeq, a predicted model, not a curated record